UGAACUGUCAAAUUGACAUUCUUUUAAUUGAAAAAAUAGGAAAUAUUUACUUUAGUGCGUAUUGCGUAACUAAAAAUACUGUCAUGAAUUAUCACAAUCAAAGUGUUUAUUUAGUUUAUUAGUUUUAGUAUGUUUUACUUUAUUAACUUCGUACCUAUUUUAGAUAAAAUGGGUCACCUAAAUAUAAUUGUUUUUUGAGUUCAUUAUUGUAUUAAUUAAAAAUAACCAAUAGAUAAGAUUUAUUUCACGUGUUUAAGUUCUGUCAACUUGUUUUCUUAUCAAAAGUAACAAUGUAUCCUCGUUGUGGAAGUAGCGGAUCUAUUCAGAAUAUACACCAAACGCCUUCAUCUUCUAAUCAAAACACAGAAGAUGAAGAUGACAGUGGUGAUAACAAGACUUCAGCGCUCAGUUUCAAAGAGAGGAGAAGAGAAGCUCAUACUCAAGCAGAACAAAAAAGAAGAGACGCUAUUAAGAAAGGCUAUGAUUCACUUCAAGAGUUAGUGCCAACAUGUCAACAGACUGACGCGUCGGGGUACAAACCAAGCAAGGCAGCUGUCCUCCAAAAAUCAAUAGACUACAUCCAGUACUUACUGCAGCAGCGACGUCGGCAAGAAGAAGAGCGCAAUGCCCUUCGCAAAGAUGUUAUCGCACUGCGCAUAAUGCAAGCCAACUACGAACAGAUUGUGAAGGCGCAACAUUCCGUACCUGGAUUUAAUGAGCAAAGACUGACGGAUCAGGAUAAGUUCCAAGUGUUCCAGGGCAUAAUGGACAAACUGUUUGAGUCUUUCGAGUCGGUCCCAACAAACAACUUCGCCGAGUUUUCCGCUGGAGUAUUUAACUGGCUAGAGGAAUACUGCAAGCCCCAGUCAUUGCGGACGAUGGUUCACGGGGUCCUUAGGGAGCAAAACUACACUCCUUAAAUGUGAUUUAAAUUUAAUGAUUCAUAUUUAUACAGCUCUAACGUUUUUAUGAAAUAUUUAAUGGAAUGUUACAAAAAACUUAUUACAUGUUAAAAGGAAUCAAAUUGGAAUAUAUGUAUUGUAUAAAUGCCUUUUUAUACUCUACAUAUAUUAUAUAUAUCGAGGACUACAUAUCAAAAAGAAGUAUAGACAAAAAUGUAGUUUUACAGGAGCAACAAAAAUGCGAAUAAAGUAAAAAUAAUUGAUUGUAUAUCAAAUAUGUAUAAGUUAUGCCUAUAAAAAUCCGUGUUCUAAAUUAUAGACUUAUCUAAUCAAUUAGUUAUGAAGCCCUCGAUAUUUUGUUAAUAAUUGAGGUUUUUAAAUAACUGGAAACUAUAUCUUGUAUGAUAAAAUUAAUAAAUAUUACGAAUAUUUGGCCUUUUAUACACGGGUGUUUUAUAGAGUACUGAAUGUUUAAAGUAAAAAAGAGAAUACUUUACUGAGAAUAAUUCUUUUUACGAUAUAUAAGAAAAUGUAUUUUUAUAAAUAUUUUAUUCUAUAGUCAUAGUUACAUGUCUAAUUUUUUCGUAAAAAGGCCACAGUUUUUUAUGAAAAAAAAUAUCUUACAGAAAUUCUGAACCGCCCGUUUUUUUAUAUCCUAUAACAAUAACCCGGUAUAUAAGUGUCAUAUAUCUUUAAUUAUUAACAAAAAAAAAAGAGUAAUAGCUCAAACCUAUAUUUAUUAUUGUAAGGAUUUUUAUAAUAUGCGUUUGUUAUCAAAAUUAAAUGGGUUGUUUUUGUUGAAGUUUGGUAUCAAUUGUUGUCACAAUUUUUUAAUGUAUUAUUUGUAAAAGAAUUAAUGCAUAUUAAUAUCUAACAGAGGGUUUUCUAAAAUGAAAACAAUAUUAUUUUAAUACUUUCUAACAUGUGUCAUAGAUUAUAAUAUUAUUAUGGUUGUAUAAGAGAAACUGGGAAGAUGUGAUCCCACCCAUUUUAAAGCAAAAGCAGUUUUAAUUUGAAACAAUUUUUUAAUAUGAAUAAUAUAUAUUUCUAUCGUCCGUUAAAGGUCUUAAAAGUACGUAGAUUAUUGUUUUCACCAUAUUAUAUACUUGUGGUAAACAUAUUGGUACCUAUAAUAUACAUGGUUUUUUUCCGUCUAAUUAUUUUAUGUUAGUUACAUUUCUAGAUAUAACAUUGUGCCUGUGAUAGACUUCUACAAAGGAGGAAAAUGUGUAGUUCAUACAAGUGAAGAGACAUUCAUAAACUAUUUCGUUUUUCAAUUGUGUAAAAACUGCAUAAUAUACUUUUUGGAAGUAACAGUAUAUUUUUGUUCAAAUAGUUUAUUUACAUGAAACAUAAAAUACUAUAGAUACAUUUUGUAAAAUUAUACAAGCAGUUAUUCAUAUUCUGUCAAAAUAUAGUUUGAGAAAAAAUAUAUAUACAUCCAAAGAAAAACACUUUCCGAAAUCAAGAUUUUCAGUUUCAACAAGUUUAUAUACAAAUUUUAUAAGAGCACAUUUUGAAGUAACUAUAUUCCGUCUCGUAACAACUACCCCGUUUCUGUAUUUUAUCCCAUCACAAUUUGGGCUGAGAGAAAAAUAAAUAAUAAGCAUACUAUCUUGGCAUGUCAGAUUCGUCAUUAAAGGUAAUUAGCUAGUUUCAUAAAGAAAUCCUUUAGUUGCUGUUCUAAAUUUUUCCUACUUAGUAUUGUCUCUAUGAACUGGUUGCUUAUAUAAUGAUUACUUACUUAUAAUUAUUUAUACUAAAAUGUAAUCAUUUUUUUUUUAUAUUUUUCUGUUUCCUGAGAAUAAUGUAAAAUGCAUAAUUACAAGAACAGCUUCUUUUCCAUGAGAAUCUUCC
Messenger RNA from Manduca sexta (tobacco hornworm), 2759 nucleotides. It is a transcript of the gene bigmax, whose product is annotated as max-like protein X. Gene Ontology annotation, molecular function: protein dimerization activity; RNA polymerase II cis-regulatory region sequence-specific DNA binding; DNA-binding transcription factor activity, RNA polymerase II-specific. Gene Ontology annotation, biological process: regulation of transcription by RNA polymerase II. NCBI's taxonomy places the organism in Eukaryota, Metazoa, Arthropoda, Insecta, Lepidoptera, Sphingidae. Gene Ontology annotation, cellular component: nucleus. The record is from RefSeq and is a predicted model, not a curated record. The coding region runs from base 291 to 920 and encodes 209 amino acids. The transcript has 5 exons.